Molecule: messenger RNA, 531 nt
Organism: Juglans regia (Persian walnut)
Lineage: Eukaryota; Viridiplantae; Streptophyta; Magnoliopsida; Fagales; Juglandaceae
Exons: 2
Coding region: 1-531 (176 amino acids)
Source: RefSeq, a predicted model, not a curated record
AUGGAGGCCUUGAGUAGGAUGUUGUCGGCUGUGGUUAACCAUGGUUUGAUGGCUAGUUUUUCAGUGGGUGAUCCACAGAGGGGCCCUAUCUCGGUUUCCCACCUACUAUUUGUAGAUGACACACUAAUUUUCUGUGAUGCAGAACAAGAUCAUCUUAGGGCUCUGAAGGCGCUGCUCCGAUGUUUUGAAGCAACGUCAGGCUUGAGAGUGAACUUUGAUAAAUCAAAGUUAGUGCCGGUUGGGACCUUCAGUACUACUCAGCAAUUGGUUAGCACACUUGGGUGUAAGGUCACUUCUCUCCUUAUGACUUAUUUGGGACUAUCGUUAGGGGCUGCAUCACAAGCUUUAUCUAUUUGGGCUAGCAUGGCGGUGCGGAUUGAAAAACUUUAUCGUGACUUCUUAUGGAGUGGGAUGAGAGAUGAAUUCAAGUUUCACCUAGUUAGUUGGGAUCAGGUGUACAGACCAAUCCUUUCAGGUGGGUUGGAGAUAAAGAACUUGAGAACCUUUAAUCAGGCACUGCUUGGGAAAUGA